GUCGGUGCUUGAUGUAAUUGUUACCGUUGAUAUUGAAAUGUUGAUUUGUAUUUCGCUCCACUCUCAUGGACCAAUCAGAUCCAUAAGAGUGACCGAGGUUACUUAAUAGAAUGGAUGUGGCUGCGGAGUCUGGCAGUGAUGAACCUGGAGUUUUGAAAGAGGUUGACUGCUAUAUAUCCCCAGCUAUGCAGAAGCAAAUCCUAUUGCUUUUGUAUAAAAAUCGAGAGAAUUAUCACACACUAGAUAAUGAGUCAAUUAAAGAAGCUCGUAUUAAGGCGAAUCUUGAUUUGCUUGAAUUUGUUGUUGAGGAUGGGAGGAGUUCUUUUGUUGAAUCUGUUGGGAAGCAGAUAGACACAUAUUUACUUCGGUCAAACACCGUCGCAUUUCCGAGGACGUUACUGGGGUACUUUGUCAAUGAUGAAUGCCACUUUAUACCGCUUAAACGAGACGCUUUGGUUUUGGAUACGUGUAAAGAAGCAGCUAAAGUUGAUAAGACAAACCAGAAUUCUGAUUCAUCAACUUCAACUCCUGUGGGUCCCGCAGCAUUCGUUUCUGCCCGUCUUAGGACUGCUGAUGCAAUUGCACUGCGAGGUCCUAUGGCGAGUCGUCGUAAGCCUGCAGAUAGUGAUCCUGAUGUUAUAUUUCUGAAACAACAGGUCCAAGCACCAUGGUGCCCAGUACACUACAAACGAUUUAUUCCAAGUGAAGCCUUUGAAAGGCGUAUUCCUUUAUUGUAUCCAAAUGAUGAUAUGCCAGAAUUGACUAGAAAUCGUGUAACAGGUCCAAGUCAAGAAGAAUAUGUGAACAAUUUGUUAGCUUCAGUAACACCACAUGUCGUUGAUCGUAGUCGCACGGAGCCUGUUAAACUGCCUACUUUGGGAGAACUCAUUCAAACAAUAAUGAUAAAAGCACAACUUAUUCGAUUCGACAAGUUAGUUAUUUGUUUACGUGAACGCUUCAAAGAUCCACAUUCAGUUACUAAUACUAGUGUUUUGCAAUACUUACCGACAUUUGCUGUUCUACUCCGCGGAUGGUGGGUCGCUAAAAGUGAAAUACUUUAUCCUCCAAAUUCAUUCAGUGAACAUAGUGGUACACCAAAUACACUAUUGAUUCGGGCACGUGAUUAUAUUGUAGGUUUCAUUUUAUAAUAUUCUAUUCCUUUAAAACUCUAGAUGUUUAUAUUGGAAAAAUAGAAGUUACGGUAGAGAUUAUUUGGUACAACGAUAAGUCACAUCACAAACUGAUUAUCUAGACAACCAUUGGAAACCAGGAAGCAAUGGACUAGUGUUUUGUUCCAAUAUAGUACAUCUCAGCAGUAGACAUCUAUAACCCUAUCGAGAGUUGAUAUCAAAAUGUGUAGAAUUCUGAGUUAGCGCUUCAUCAUCUAUCUAGAUACACAGUACUAGCUUAUAUAGGUUUGUGAUUCAGAAGACAGCUGAACAUGGUCAAAUAAAGAUAAGAUUUAAGUCUUGACAAUUUUUCUUGAAGAAAAUUCAUUACUUAUUGUAAUAUUAUUUCAUUUUUGUGGAUAUCCGCUUCUUGUACUACUCUUGAAGCAUGGUUUACAUCAAGCUAUUUCUAUGGUGAAAUUCAUAAGAUAACUUCGUCAACUACAUUUUUUAACAGUUUAGUAGAGUUACGUUUUUCUUUAAUUUGUUGUGUAUUUAAUUUAUAUUACUAGAUUUAAAAAUAUCAGUUUCUUUGUCAACAUCCCUCUAUAACUAUGUCCGUCAAGUUGCUGGCAACUUUUAAUUCUAUUGAUGAUUACUUCUUAUUGAGUUGUUUGUUAUCAAUAGGUACACUAAAGAAGUUCACCACGUUUGCUACUUAAACGCUCAUCAUCGAUCUAGGGCCAGAUAUGAACCGUUGUUCAAGUGAAAUGGAUCGAGCGAUGUCUCUCUGGUCUAAUUACUUCCUCGUUUCCUUAUUCGAUUAUGCACAUGAUAUUAAAGUUACCAAUUUCCUCAGAAGUAUUUGAUUUGAACUAAUACCCAGUGUUUUUUCAUCGACCUGGAGUGUGUGUAGAUGGCAUGUGUCUCUUUCUUUAGAUUUCAAAUAUUUUUUGGUUCAUUAUCUACUUUAAUUAUAGAGAAUUCAUAAGUUGGAAAUCUAAUGAGUUAGUGGAUGACACCAUCUCGACAAAAAUAUAAUAUACUCGAACUGUGCCAACUUGUCUCAUCAAGUACACAAGCAGAAUAUCCACCUACCUAUCCAGCGGUCAGUAGUUUGUAGUGUAUUACUUCGCAUAUAUAAACGCAGAGAGCGUGUAUAAGUUACAAGUGUUGAAUCGUAAGUUUCGUCUCAGCAUUAUUCUUCACUUAUAGUGAGAAACACUAGUUUCAAAUGUAUAAUACUGGAUAAAAUUGCUAAUUUGGUUAAUGAUGUCGGGAAUCUUCAUCAACUGAGCCACUUAAAAUACUUGUUACUUAUGUGUCUAUCAACUGUCAAUCACAAAGUACUAUAUUGUCUUGCAUAAUCAUAUGAAGCUUUUUUUGGGAAGUAACUUCAGUUGAAUGUUUAUUAACCAAGUAUGCCUGUUUUAUACAUAAUUUAUCCUCACUACUGAGCAAGUUUUCAUUGACUUGUAUCGCUACAAUAAGCUUGUCCAGUUAUAAAGUGUCAUUUGUCAUACUUUAACUUAGCUUAUCUAUCAUUCAGUAGCAUGAUAAUUUAGAUAAAUUUUGAAAACAAUUCUAAUUAUAGAAUGAAUCGAUGCACAUUUACUUAUUUUUAUAAAUAAUCUAACUAGAAUGAAUUAUUCUAACGUUCUAUAAUCUGUAUAAAUUUGUAUAUAUUAUAUGUAUAUCUCUGUCGUUUCUUCUUAGAUGGCUGUAUUUCAUCGCGGUGAACAUUUAACUCGUAAAACUAUUUCAUGCAUGACUAAAAAAAUCUAAUUAAAAUAUUGAAUGAAAUUGAUACAGAGCUUGAGUUUAUGAAAACAAACAUAUGCAAGUAUAGAAUAAUAAAAAAAUAUAGCAGAACUUUGUCGCGAACAAUGUGAUCUUAAGUACUGUUACAGAUAUGUGAAAAGUUGACUUUUUCAGGUUGCCCACAUCGUGAAAGGAUACUUCCUCCUGAAGGGCUUGAAGAAAAAGCUGACUUGCUGCUGUUCUUAGAGAUCUGAGAGGAUAACUGUAGAGUAUAAGAGACAACUGCUUAAGGCUGGUCAUACCUGCACUUUUAAGGUUAUUUUUUGGUAAGUUAAUUCAUGACUUCAAAGACUUUAUCUUUAGCGACGGAAAUUCGUGAGACAGUGUGAAGUGUACUAUUUUCAAGGACUAACAUUUAUUUAUUUAUUGUAAGAUGGCAGUAUUACUAUAAAUGCUAAUUGUCUGAGUAAUGUACGGUACUACUGAGACACCUUAGAACAAUCGACAGUAUGAAUUUGCUGUUUUUAAUCUUACCAUUCUCUGAUGAACUUACUGGAGACAGUAGAACUUUAGGGGACAGUUUUUUCAUUCAAUACACUUCGUUUAAGUCAUUGAGGAAGAAAUGUCGAACCAUCAUGCCAAGGUAGCAGCUAUGGUUAAGAUUUGAAUGUGGGUUUAAUACAUCUAAAUGAUAACAAUUCAUAUUAUUUAUCCUAUUAAUAUUUUUAAUCAAUGUUCAUUUCCAUUAUUACAUGAGAUACUUUCCUAUCCCGAUGGUCUGGAAUUCUUCAUCUGUCUUAAACCAGCAGCAUCUUUUUAUUUUUUGUUCCCAAUUUAAAUUUCAUCACUUAUUUGAGCACAUAAAUAUCGGUACAAAUGGGCUUCAAAAUAUAUAUAUGCGCCACACAAAGUAGUUAUCAUUAAAUUUGUGUUUGGGCUGUGGUAUUAUUUAGGUGCCCAAACCGAUACAGAUUAUUCUCUUAAGGCGCCACACCCUGAGCUUUUGACUUAAAGAUCUAAUCCACAAGGUAAUGGAGCAACAUUAGGAGAUGCGAUCGCAUGGUUUUCAGUGACCAACAAUAGUUUCAUACACUAUUUGUUCCUGGAGCUCAUGUACACUAUUGGUUUGGAAUCGGGCUUUCUUCAACCCCCUAGGCAGAUCCACCGUACUUACCAACUGAGUUUAAGCGCCGGAUAUCCGAUUUUUCUCAAUUUUGUAAACAACACCCCUGUUACGUGAAGGCAAUGGAGAAGAUUUCCCUGACAAUCGACCCACUUGAAUAAUAUACUUGAUAUUACUCUACUCCAUCAGUUGUAUUGAUGUUAAAGUUAUUAGUUCUCAAAACAGUAAAGUUACUGUUUUAAAAUGCUUUAUUUGUACGCCAAUUUACUACUAUGGGACUAAACCAUAAGUACCAUUGUGCAAUUGGUUGUGGGUGUGUGUUUGGUUUUUUCUUCAAAAAGGAAACUAAUCUAAAAUAUUAGAUAGUUGGAAGUAGUCGACAGGAAACUCUAUGCCUACAAGUCGUACUAGUUGGCACUCGUAAGGCGACCGUGCGUACCCGUUAUAUUUAGGGAACUGAUGCUCUCUAAUGCAUCCAAAUUGUCGUCACUAAUUUAUUGCCUAUGUUAGUUUCACACUUGUACUUUAUUCAGAAUAAUUUAUUAAAAAUACAAUUUGAGCAAAGAAUUGUUUUUUUUUUCAAUCAGUUCCUUGUUAUGACCAUGCUAAAAUAUAGAUGUUACACUUACGUUGUUAAGGUAUACACUUUUCUCCGUAUUGACUAAUUCACUGUUAUUUUGUGUCUAGUUACAGUUUGUUAGUAGAUAAAAUUCUGCCAUUAAAUAAUCCGUAUAUGAAUAAAUUAACCUGAAUUUAGAUUAGUUCUUCUGGUAUCUUUAUCAGAAAUAAUUCUCUGAGAAUUAAACUUUUCAUUUUAGAUGGAGGGCAGGAAAUAUGCGAAAAGUAGCAUUCAAUUUUCAUUAUAUUAAAAUUGGAGUUGCAAAUAAUUAACUUAGUGCACAAACAUAACAUAAGUAAAUUAUCAUGUAGACCAAAUGAAUAGUGAUGAAUCAAUUUAACUAUUAUAUCUCGAUUUAUUAAAUUUUAACUUAUCUGACUGCUUUGUAACAAUACUAUUUUUGAUUGACAUCAUGAAUCGAUCGAUGUUGAACUACCAUCGAAAACCUGGAGGAGUCUCAUACAAGGACGAGACGGCCGUUCAGUGCUUCUAUGUUCUCAGUGGUGGUCUAACAUCGAUUGAUUCAUGAUCUCAAUCGAAAACUUAACAAUCUCCACAGCCCCAUACUGAUAAUACUACUUUUACUACUUACACUUUAAACAUAUCUCGUUUGUGAGUAUUAGUUUAGAGUUUCGGUGUUUUUCUCAUUGAAUUAAAGUUCACAAAUCUUUUCUAUUCUAAGUUUAAAUUUUUGUGUUUAAUUAGCCAGUUGUCUAUGCAUUAAUUAUGUUUUGUUGUUGUUGUAAUAUUUAGGUGCCUACUGUUGAGGCUACGGAAAUACUGAAAUCUUUAGCUUGUAAAAUGUCAACUACUCAGAAAGGUUGUGCAAAUCAUUGGGAGUUUUAUCCGACCGAUUAUGAUUUUAUCAAAAAGUAAAUACUUAAUUAUUCUGCUUCGUUUUUGUUUUAUUCGUUUAACGCUCGUCUCCUCUACGUCGUCGAAGUUAAAUUAUGUUUAUCAAAUGCACGAGCUUUCCAUAAUUACCGAUUGUACGUUAGUUGAUUAUCAACAACAUAUAUGGCUUUGCGAAAAUCUUAUAUUUAGGGUCAAGUUGGCACAGGUCACGUGCACUUACUUACGCCUGUUACUCCUAGUAGAGCAAAGGACGCCGACCAUCAUUCUCCAACCCACUAUGUCCUGGGCCUUCCUUUCUAGUUCUAUCGAGUUGUUGUUGAUUCUUCUCAUAUCUGUCUCGAUUUCUCGCCGUAAUGUGUUGUUUGGUCUUCCUCUUCUCCUUUGGCCUUGAGGAUUCCAAGUGAGGGCUUGCCUUGUGACGCAGUUGGGUGCUUUCUCCAACAUGUGUCCUAUCCACUUGCAGCGCUUCUUCAUGACUUCUUCCUCCACUGGGAUCUGGUCUGUUCUCUCCCACAGUAGGUUGUUGCUGACAGUGUCUGGCCAACGAAUCCGAAGUAUUUUGUGUAGACAACUGUUAAUAAACACUUGUAUCUUCUGGAUGAUGGCUUUCUCAGUUCUGCAAGUUUCCGCCUCAUACAGUAGAACUGUCUUGAUAUUUGUAUUGAAAAGUCUGACUUUGAUGUUGUUUGACAGUUGUUUUGAGUUCCAGAUGUUCUUCAGUUGUAGAUGUGCUGCUCUUGCUUUGCCGAUCCGCGCCUUCACAUCUGCAUGAGAUCCACCGUGUUCAUCAACGAUGCUGUCCAGAUAUGUAAAGGUUUUACAUCUUCCAAAGCUUCUCUGUCAAUUGUGAUUGGAUUGGUGCAUGCAGUGUUGUAUCGGAGAAUCUUGCUUUUCCCUUUGUGUAUGUUGAGACCUACUGCUGCUGAUACAGCUGCUACACUGGUCGUGUUCUCCUGCAUUUGUUGUUGCGUGUGUGAUAGAAGAGCCAGAUCAUCUGCGAAGUCUAGAUCGUCCAGCUGCAUCCUCGUUUUAAGAGUCCCUUGAAGUUCUCUACCCACCUGUUUCUGUUGUUUCAUACAACGGUCUCAUGUUUCCUUCUCUUGCAGCCUUUUUCGCCGUCAUUGUUAUAUCUUCCACAUAUUUACGUUUGUCAGUUCUGAUGCUCCUCUUCACUUGCUUGUUUACUUUCGUGUAUUCAGAUUGUGCCUUGGCUUUCUCUGCUUCUGUUCGUCUAGUGUCGGUUGCUGCCUUCUUGUUCCCCCUUUCUUGAAUUAUAUCCAGUGUAUCAACAGUGGUUCAUCCCUUGUGACCCAGAACCUCUUGACAUGUUGAAGUGAUCGCCUCCUUGAUCCACUUCCAGUUACUGUCCAUAGUAGUUCCUUCUCCAUUGAGUAAAUCGUGGAAGGCCUGGAACCUCUUGCUGAAAGCUAUUCUAAAUUUGUUGAGUUUGUCAGAAUGUGAUGUCUACCCCGUUGUCCAGUGCUUCUUGAGUUUCAUUUUCAUCUUGGCGAUCAGCAAGUGAUGAUCUGAUGCUAUGUCAGCUCCUCUCUUGGUUCUCACAUUCAUCAUCGUCCUCCUGAACUUUUUGUUGGUGUAAAUAUGGUCGGUUUGGUUCUUUAUAGUGUUAUCCGGUGAAAUCCUUGUGGCUUUGUGUAUGCGUUUAUGUGGGAAUAUAAUGGCGCCUAUGAUCAGUUUAUUGAAGGCAUAUGGAUUUGCAAAUCUCUCACCAUUUUCGUUUCUUUCUCCUGGUCCAUGUCGUCCCAUGAUGUCUUCAUAUCCGGUGUUAUCCAUUCCAACCCUGGCAUUUAGGUUCCCAUCAGAAUGGUCAAGUCCUUAGUUAGGCAUUGUACGAUCAUUCCAUUUACCUAAAUAAAUGAUUGCUCUGGUUGUCAGAAGGGGCAUCGGCCUCGUGACUUUCGAAGGAACUCGGCUUUCACCAUGAGGCGUCAUAACUCUUCUAAAUGAAGACGCUCUAAUUCCUAGGGCAGAGUUUAAAUAGUUCGAAUUAUUUUUUUCAGGUUAACUUUUUUAACGAGUUAGUUUUCUACGGGAUGGGGUCGUUAACCCCAUGCCCAACUCUCCUCCUUUAUCCGGGCUUGGGACCGGCAAUAACCCCAGAGGAGCUCCAGGAGGAGUUAGGUCACGAGCACAAUUAUAAGGAAUUAACAUGAUGCAAGAUAGAUCUGUGCUACCCAUUAGUAACUCAUUUUUAUCGUACUAUUUUUUCCUUAUAUUUCACUGGUUAAUUAUAAGUUAUCUGUGUUCCCCUGUCGGUUGCGAUAUUUUUAUUUAUCUGACCAUGUUGAACUGGCCAUCUUGUCCUUUCCUAUGCUAAAGAUUGAAUAUUACUACUGAAUUUAUCUCCUUCAGUGUGAGCUACUUAACGUAAGCUAAUAAUUGUUUAUUUUAGAAUCACGUACUAUCUAUAUUUAUGUAUCUAUCAGCAUUCCAAAAAAACAAGGGAGUCUUUUAACUUUGACAAGCCCCAGAUGUGUUAUUCCAGUGAGUUCAACACAUGAUGCGUAAUAAGAAGUAAUUUUGGUGUCUAAAAAAGUUUUUAAAAAAUGUUAAAUAUACAGAACAUAAUUCAAAACGAAGUAAUAUAAAUGCAUGAAUUCAUCUACAUUAUUGAAAUUGAUUUUGAACCACAUCACCCAUAGCCUCUAAAUAUUGAUAAUAAUUAUCCUAUAGAUCCUUAGAGUGUUUUCACCAAUCAUGUAUCAUGUCAGUGAAAUUGUGAACAUCUGAUAUUUUAAAAAUUAUACGCAGUGUCCGUGGUGUGACUUUCACAUUAUCUCUUGGCAUUUAGUCAAAAUUGUCUAACCAAAUAUCUUUUCUCAGCCUUAUUUUAUAGACAAAACCAAGUAACUUAAUUUUACCCACUAAUUUGUGAUUUUGUCAUGUUAUCAUCUCAAUUUUGUUCGUUCAUGCAAAUUAAGAGCGUUUGAUUAUAAAGUUCGCUUAUGGUGAGUUUGUUCUACGUCUUUCAGACGAUUGACUUCAUUAGUCAAUAACACAAAUGAUCUUUAACAGCUACGAAAGAGGUUAAUGACUAUCGGUUCACGCAGCUGCUUCUAUUGUCAGUACCCAGUUAGAACACGAAGGCAGCAAGCAAACUUACCGCCUAUGACUGUAAUGUCAUUCUGACUCAAAAACCUGUAGAAUUAUACACAUCAGUUGCAUGACUACAACAUACCGCGAACAAGAAAUUACGCUGUGUACAUAACUAGGUCAUAUAGGAGAUAAAGUACUAAACAAUUAUGUCUAUAAUUCACGAUAGUACAAAAACCGUAAACCAUUUAGUUAAUGAUUGAAAUGAAAACAGUAUAAAAUGCAAUAACCGCUGUAUUUGUAUAUAAUGCUUGUAAAUUAAGGCCAUAUCGAGGCAAUACGCACAGUAUGCACAUACACCAAUAAGAGGCUAAUCAUUUGCAGUCCUAAAUAUCAACGGGAAGAUUCGGACAAACAAUACCAAGUGAAUUUAAACUUCACCCCAUUGCACAAGCAAGUGGCUAUCAGGACUCAGUAGCUAACUGGAUAACGCGAUAGAGUUUGAAGUGAACAGUACUGAGUCCAAGAGCCUCAGAAUGAACAUCAACUCUGAGGUGCAAGUACAUCCAGCUGACGGGUCCCGAAUAAGUCGAAACGCAUGUCCUGGAUUCCACUGCUAGCCACUAUCCAUCUUCGCAUAUAUUCCUUGUAUAUAAUGGUUUGCACAAGCAAAAUAUCUACCAUAAUUUCCACAAUAUAACAUGUCGAAUUAUAUUUUUAUUACUAAUAUUUAUUAAUUGCAUAAAUGCGACAACUUAUAGGAUUUCAAUCGUUGUCAGUAUUUAUUCAUCGUUAAGUGUGUAUCUUUAUUUUUGUUUUUUCGAAAAAGUUUUUCAAGCGUAAAUCGACUACGCUCACAAUCUGAUUUUUCUUCCUUCUCUCCCUCUCCAUCUCAGAUAUCCAGAUAUUGUACAACAACAACAAGUUGCUUGGGAAAUUCGCAUUCGUCAAUUAUGCACACAAUUAAAACUAGAACAUCUCGUAUCGGAUGGAGUUCGACGUAAACGUAAUCCUGGACAACAUUCUGGUGAAAGUGGUUCAGAUUCUGACAGUGGCUUCAAAUCACUUGUUUCAGGAGUACAUAUUUCAACCCCUAGUAAAAAUACAAAUCGUAAACGUUUACGUCAAUCAAGUGUAUGUCAUACAACAGAUACUGAUAAAGAUGCCAAUAAUUCAUUAAAACCACCUGAUCGGAAACGUGUACGAACUCAAAGUCUUUCAUCGAGUUAUUCUUCUGGUUUAUCAUCUCCUCAUUCUACUACUACAAAAUUACCUUGUCUUCAAACAGAUGUUGUACCGUCAAAAUUUUGUAUACCUACUAGUCCACCACCUGUGAAAAUAAAUUCUCCGAAACUAAAAGUAAAUAGUACACCUAUUUCUUCAGAUCUUCCCGAUAAUUCAUCAACUGCAUUAUCAACAAAUUCAUUUAAUAAUCAGACAGUUGGUUGCAAACUGGAACCUCCUACUCCUGAGGAUCGUGAUCCAGAUAUCCCUACUGCUGCUGCCGCGGCUAGUGUUACUGAUUCAGAAAUGAAUGAACUCAAGCUUAAACGUUCUCCAUCAUCCCAUGAUAUAUCUCAAUCAGCUAUCAUGGACAACGGUCACAAUGAUACCAAUAGUAAUACUGAAUUAUCUAGUCAAACAGAUCUUAUUAGUAAUCAUAUUGGUUUACCAUGUACACCUUUACAAUCUGUUAAUGAUACUAAUAUAGACAAUAACGACAGUGUUUUAAAAUUUGACAGUGACAAUGAAAUGCCAGAAUUAUUAAUGAAUAAUUCAAUUAAUUUUGUAAAAAAUGUUUUAAAUACUCAACCAAUUGUAGCAUUGUCAGCAUUGACAAAGGUUUAUCAGCAACAGUUAGGUAAUUUUGAUGCAAACUUCUAUUCUACACUUUGGAAGAAUAGUCCACCACCUCCUCCAGGCUCUGAAAGUGAACGUGAAUUGUUAAAAACGUAUCUUUUGAAAGUUUUACAAACAAUUGAUGCACGUCAGUUAACAGUUUGUUGGCCAACUAUACCAACAGCACUUGAAAAAGAACCAUUAUUUGUAAUAAAAGUAGCUGGUCCAGAAUGUGGAGCUGUCAGUGAAUCAAUAGCACAGUUCCGUGAUAUAAUCUUAGCACUUUAUGAAUCUUUGCCAAGUUUCAAAAUGAAAGAUUUACAAGAAAAAUGCCCAAUCUUUCCACCAAAAGGCAUGUCUGAAAAAGCUAUGCGAACAUUCAUUAAACAAUACUGUAUAUUCAGACAUGGGAGAUACUUUCUACGUUGUACUGUUUCUGACGAUUAAUCUUUUUGAAUAAUCACUUGAAAGAAUUCAAAUGGAUUAUUAUCAUUAUUAUUACUUCAUAUAUUGCUUACCUUUUGUAUGUCAUAUCAACACAAUUUGUAUAUUAUAACUUUCUAUUUCUUCUUGUGAAUACUUUAAAUUUUGCAAUAAAUUUAUUGCAUUGUGUAUACAGUUAAAUAUGUCUUAUUGUUUGACUUCAAUAUUUUUUGUUACACAUCCGGUAAGUGGGAAAAUACAUUUCGUAAGAAUCAGCUGAUUAGCGUUUCUUUUACUUCUUUGACGUACUUAUAUGUUGGUACGAUUGAGAAACUAAAAAAAUAGUCUUGGCAUCACAAAUAAGCAGAUAAUACUGUAAUGAAAUAAAAGAGGAAAUAUAAGUAAAAUAUAAAAGAAAUAACUAGACAAAAAUAGAAUUUAGUAAGAGAUAAAUUUCAUAUUAACACACGAUUAUAUAGGAUUUCUUUGAGUUGAAGAAGUUCAGUAGUUGAAAUCAUUAGUCACUUGAAGCUAGACCACCAUAGAAAGCCUGGAAGCACUGAAUGUCCGUUUCGUCCUAGGAUGGGACUAAGCAUCCACGAUCCCGCUCCCCGCGAGGUUCUAACCCAGGACCUAUCAGUUUCGCACGCACUGCUGAGGAGUCCCAUAUUAGGAAAAAACGGUCGUCCAGUGCUCCCAGCUUUUCCAUUGUUUUCCAAUUGACUCAUGAUUUCAACUAUUGAAGCUACUAAAAUCUCCACAAAACCCCUUCUGUUAAAGUUCCUUCCAUUUUUAUGAAUUCAAAAGAAAACUAUAGCAGGAUUACCAUUAGGUUAACUGGUUAUCGUCCUAUCUCUUUUACCCGAUCCCAACGCUGCCGUAUAAUACAUGGUAUGAAAGCUGCUGAGAUGACACUUGUGAAACAUAUCCAAACCGCUGAAGACAGUGUCGAAUCUCAGAGUCACUGGCUUUCAUGUCCUGAAUUGACAGAUACGUGGUAAUUCAUCCACUUUGGCUCCAAAUAUGAAGAGGUCAGGAAGUGUAAAUGUAGGCUGAUUAAAAGUCAAUUCAAUUAUCGUUGGUAUAGAACGGUAAAGAGGUCUUAACUGCAGUGGUAAUAAUCAACGAUCGACAACUCUCAAGAUACUUAUUUACGAAACAAUCAGAAUGAGAUUGAGAUGAGCCCCUGACUCUUAGUGACUUUAUAAGUUUCAUAUCUAAUUGAAUGAGAGGAACAGUAUUGGGGAUUGAAAAAUUAAUCCUGGAGAUCUUUUAAUGGUGGCAGUCCAUUUUUAGCAGUUAUAUUGACUGUGAUAUCAAAUUUAAUCUGGGGACUCGGCAUUAUAUCAUCUGACCUCUCAAUAUCUGGUCGUUCCAGUUUAUAAAAAGGAACAGGGAUUUACAUGUGAUAAAUGUGAAUGGGUUAGUUCGCUUAAUAUAAUAUCUAAAAAUAAAAGUCUUAGUAAGCAUACGUCUCCGAACUAGGGUUCGCUAUUAAUAAACUAGAAAAACUCGAUCACAUUUCAGACGUGGACGUAUCCAUUAAAUAUUCGCACUUGUCAUACGAAUGCUCUUACAUUUAUGUUGCUGUUCACACGUGAAUCCGGACUUAGUAUUUGUCUACUCAAAUAAAAUUGGUCUAUCGACUAAGAUACUGAAUUCGAAUGGUCGCUAGCUUGUUUUUAAGACCGUUGCAGUUUAAACUCAGACCGAACAAACGGUCACAAAUUAGUUGUUUAUGCAUUCCAAAAAUCGUUAUUAAAUAUUUGUUAUUACUGUUAACUAUUUGAAGUCGGUACCAUUUAAAUACUUUUUUUCUAGUUAAAAUUCUAUUUUAUGCGUGAGGUUGCUAACCUCACACCUAACUCACAUUUAUGCCAGUUUAGGAUCGGCAUAAACUCGAAAAUAGCUCCGAGCAGAGUUAUUUAGAUUCGGAAGAAUUAUUAACAUAGUAAACCACAUAUCAAACUUAUUUACUUCAUUUGGCUAGGUUGUUUGUUUUUUCUAAAUCAAAUUUCAUAACUAGUAAUUAGUAAUGAAAUGGAGUUAAUUAAUAUUUGUUUAAAAUGAUUUCGUUUCCUGUAUUGGUUAUUAUAAAG
Molecule: messenger RNA, 12879 nt
Organism: Schistosoma haematobium
Lineage: Eukaryota; Metazoa; Platyhelminthes; Trematoda; Strigeidida; Schistosomatidae
Product: DNA-directed RNA polymerase III subunit RPC5, variant 2
Exons: 17
Coding region: 111-1148 (345 amino acids)
Biological process (GO): DNA-templated transcription
Cellular component (GO): nucleus; RNA polymerase III complex
Source: RefSeq, a predicted model, not a curated record